AUGGCAUUCCGCGGCACACCAAGAGGAGGACGGGGCGGCUUUUCUGGCGGCAGGGGCGGUUUUACCCCCCGUGGAGGACGCGGCGGUGGCAUGGGAGCUUCAUUUGGUCCUCCUGACCAGGUCUUUGAGAUGGGCAAAUUCGUGCACGAUGUCGAGAACGAGAUGUUCUGCGAGUCGAUAAAUACAAAGAUCCCCUACUUCAACGCGCCCAUCUACCUCGAGAACAAGACUCCCAUUGGCAAAGUCGACGAGAUCCUCGGUCCUCUCAACUCGGUAUACUUCACCAUUAAGCCGCAAGAAGGCAUACAAGCAAAGUCAUUCAAGGCUGGCGAUAAGUUCUACAUUGGCGGUGACAAGCUUUUGCCCAUUGACAGAUUCCUACCCAAGCCCAAGCCGGUCGGUGGCGCCGCGAGGGUCAAGAAGCCCGCUGGCGCUGGUGGUCGCGGAGCACCACGAGGAGGAUCCCGCGGCUUUGGCGGUCGCGGUCGUGGCGCACCCCGUGGACGUGGUGGGCCUCCUGGACGCGGUGGAUCGCGAGGAGGGUUUAGCCGUGGAGGAGGCGGUGGUGGUUUCUCAAGAGGCGGACGUGGUGGUGGUGGCAGCUUUGGUGGUGGACGUGGUCGAGGAGGCUACUAG
This is a messenger RNA of Plenodomus lingam JN3, 636 nucleotides long. It is a transcript of the gene GAR1, whose product is annotated as H/ACA snoRNP pseudouridylase subunit. Gene Ontology annotation, molecular function: box H/ACA snoRNA binding. The record is from RefSeq and is a predicted model, not a curated record. NCBI's taxonomy places the organism in Eukaryota, Fungi, Ascomycota, Dothideomycetes, Pleosporales, Leptosphaeriaceae. Gene Ontology annotation, biological process: snoRNA guided rRNA pseudouridine synthesis; ribosome biogenesis. Gene Ontology annotation, cellular component: box H/ACA snoRNP complex.